Messenger RNA from Theileria orientalis strain Shintoku, 6153 nucleotides. RefSeq lists its product as uncharacterized. The transcript has 11 exons. Lineage: Eukaryota; Apicomplexa; Aconoidasida; Piroplasmida; Theileriidae. The coding region runs from base 1 to 6153 and encodes 2050 amino acids. Gene Ontology annotation, cellular component: nucleus. The record is from RefSeq and is a predicted model, not a curated record. Gene Ontology annotation, molecular function: protein binding; nucleic acid binding.
AUGCCGUUUUGUUAUGAAACAUUAGUAGAUUCCGGAGAAGCGGACUAUGUUUACUUUGGAAGUUUUGUACGCCCAGCUUCGAAGGAUGUAUUAAUAGUAAAGGAGAGUAAAUUGAUCAUUUACACACUGACACAGACAAAUACAGAAGUGUUGUUCGAUGAUGAUCUAAAAUUAACAAAAAAGCUGGCAAGAUUAAGCGAAAAUGGACUGGUAGAACACGUACUGGAAUAUCCAUUCUUUGGGUGUGUUUUGUCAUGCUGUACUUUAAAACAGCUGAUAUACACUCAAACGGACAACAAUGAGUCUUACGUUUCUACCGGAAGUAAGAGGAAGAAGUUAAACAGGUCAGCCCUGUCCGGAUAUAUCGACGGCAUAGUACUUUUGAUGGACGAUGGGAAUUUGCUGAUUUGUUACUUUAACGCGAAGGAAUUUGACAUAAAGAUAGCGUCGUCGUACACUUUUAGAGGAUACGAGAAUUUAAAUGACCCGGACCUGAACUAUGAAACACACAUGGCAGUGUACGAACAUAAAUGGGAGAUCAAUAAUCAGAUCAACAACGAGAAGGUGUACUCAAAAAACUACCUGCUGGUCUUCACGAGGAAACAGACUGAAAUUAAUUUCAUGGUCCUGCAGUCAAUGUAUUCGAGUGUGCGUGGUUGCAGCGUAACAGUGGAUAAAGAGGGCACGGGAGGUGCAAAGGGCCCCGGAGACCCGGGGAGAUAUUGCAACACCGACGAGGGACAUGGCGACGGUGUUGGUGUAGACAACGGUGGAAACGGAGCCCAGAACACCAGUGUAAGUGGGACAGCCACAAGUGCCACGGACACUGGGCCGAAGCUGCUGCUGUCAGGACAGUCAACCUUCGACAUUAACGGAAAGUUUAACCUGUCAAACAGCUUUAUAAAAAACGUGACGUUCAUUGAGGGGUACUACAUGCCGAUCGUAGGCCUGCUGAUAACAAGUUACCCGGAAAAAAUAGGAAACUCGGCCUACAACUGCUACAGUGGACUGUCCAAAUGGCAGAAUUUGGGAAAAAAGGGCACUAAGGACAGCGCGAAGGACGAGUCAGUGGUCAGCUGCUCGCUCCUGGUGCUUAACAUAGACCUGCUGACGCUGAACAUAAGCAUCAUAAAUAGAAUAGAUAACCUGUUCAUAGACACUAUUGGAGUGAGGGGCUUCUGCUACGACGACUUCGUGGGAUUCGUGUGCCACAACAACGACUACCUGCUGUGGUUCAAGCUGUUCAACUCCUCGGUAUACUAUCAGCUGAUGAACGUGUAUGCGCUAUUCCACCCGCGUCUGGCGCACCUGGCGAGCAGAGGCAGCAAAGUCUCGAGAGAUAAGCUGAUAAACAACAUGAAUUUGAACGUGGAGUUGAGCGACUACAGAAUGGAGGUGAUAGACAGCACGUGUAGACAAUGGGACGGAAUAGAGGAGGGGCAGGAAGGAAGAAAGGAAGCAGGUGGCAUGUCGCAGGAACAAGGGGAUAGGGUGAGCGAGAAGGACGCCAAGUUCGUGUUGUUGCUCCCAGCAGUGGCCGGCAAGAGCGUGUACUAUGGGAGGCUCGUCUACAGAAGCGGCACGAUAGUGAACAUAGAGUGGUCUGCAGUGAGUGUGAGCAGCGCCAGCAAGAGCGCGUCGGCAGAGCAGGUGUGUGGAAACCACUUUGACGUCUUGCCGAUAAGUGAAAGCGACCUUUUAAUGGCAACCACGAGCAGCAGUAACCUGAUGCAGAUGCUGGUGCUUAGUCGUCCGACGAGUGCUAGUGAUACUAUUAGCCUGCAGUGCCUGUUGAAUGUCAAGUCCACGGGAUUUUUGAGGAGCUUGAACAACUUUAAGUUUAGCCCCUGGGUGGAAGUUGAUGUGAGUAGUCAGUCGGACAUGAGGAGCGCCACGGUGGAAAGGGGCACUGGUGGCCUGCGAAGCGGUGAAAGGUCAGGAGGAGAGUUGAAUUACGUGAUAGGGAUCAGAAAUGAAAAAGAGAUAGUGGAGAUGGUGAGAAAACCACUGUACUACCUGCAGGCAGUGCUAGGAGGAGAGGGACGGGGCGAUGGCAUAGGAUUGUCAGUGGCCGAUUCCAGUGAAAAGAGCGAUGAGCGCAAACUGGUGUACGGCAAACACGCGGUUACGUUGAAUAGAAAGGGUCUGCACAUAAAAGAUAUUGGUGGUACUGUUACUGGUAGUAGUAGUGGCAGCGCUAGUGUUACUGGUGCGGCUGACAAGCACGAGGAACAGUUGAUGUUGACGUUUGUGCACACGGGCAAGGUGUACAGAGUGUACUCGAGUGGAGUGCUGGUGGGAGGUGGCGAAGAGAGAGUGCCACUGAUAGGCUCAGCUGAUGCGAAGGUGGUCCAGUGCGAAAACGUUAAGAACCACCUGGUGCUGCUGACGAGUGACAAUAAGUUGCACAGCGUGACUGUUACAGACGGGUCGGCGACUGCUGCUAAAUCUAAAAGUGAAGCCACACCGACGAAGAGUGGCUCGAGGAAAACAGCUAAAACACCCAAGGCAAGGAAAGCUGACACAGAAAAGGAAGAAAACGAGCCCGUAAAAGUCGUAAAAAACGUGAAGGCGUUCAACAAGGUGGUGGGAAAGGGAAGUUAUGUGUCAUUUCUGACGGUGGAAGACCACCUGUAUCUGUAUAACUUGGAAACCAACGAGAGCGUCUUCCACUUAGAAGGACUGCACGAGUUGAACAGCAUGCUGAGGAUUAGUUACAGUAGUGGCGAUGAGAGUGUUGGUUAUGCCAGUAAUGUCAGUAAUACUGCUAGUAGUACUGAUGGUAAUGGUAACACUGCCACGAGUACGGAUGGUAACGGAGUCGGCGCCGGAGUCGGUGUUGAAAGGGCGCAGGAGGAGAUACUGAUGUGCUAUUUGACGAGCGUGGAGGAUUGCCUGUACCUGGUCCUUCUGAUAAGUGGCCACUGCAUAUACGUGUAUCAGCACUAUGGUCGGACCUUUAAGCUAGUUCAGCACAAGCACAUACAGCCGUAUCCGUCUCUGCUGCUGUGUGAGUCGACGCCCGAAGACGAGUUGGGGGAAUCGACUCCAGUGUAUAAGCUGGUGCCGCGUGUGAGGUCGCACAGAGUACACAGCAGUGAGUUGGUGACGUGCCCAGUGGUAGACGUUGAUAAGUCACAAGUCGUCAAGUUUAGUAGAGAGGGGAGCCUGGACAGGGGAGGUGAGGCAAGGGAAGAGUUGAAGGAGGUGGAGUUGACCGAAGAGGAAAGAGACGCAGUGGUCGAGAAGUUUAAAGCACGCUUUGAAGGAUUCAAGUGGGAAAUUUACACGCUCAAAUCGUCGCAGAAAAAGCUGGUUAUAUACAGCAUACAACUGGUGGGCAACACCAAGGAUGUUAAUGGCGAGGCCGCCAGUUUGUGCACUGAUGAGCUAUACUUGGAUGAAGGGGCACUGUAUCUGCUAAGCGGUAGGGACAGUAGGCUGUAUGUGUAUGAGAUGAGCGACCAUUUUGAUUACUACUAUGGCAAGUUUAGUCACGAGGUGUACGAAGGGCUUAAGGUUGCACACCACUCGAGGUUAAACGUGUUGUAUAGUGGUGAGGGUGCCACUAAUGGUGGAAUUGGUGUUGCCAGUAACGGUAGAAUAGGUGGUAGCACUAACGCUAUUACGGAUGGUGGCAGUAACGCUAUUACGGAUGGUGGCAGUAACGGUAGAAUAGGUGGUGGAAGUAACGGUGUUACAAGUGGUACCACUAACGCUAUUACGGAUGGUGGCAGUAAUGCAAGUGGCGGUACGAGUGGCACUGGCGACAAUUACAUACUCGGGGACAACUACUUCGUGAAAACAUUCAGCUUCGACGGCGGCUUGAGGAGAGUGUUCCAAAGCGUCAACCUGAUGAGCGUGUCGAGUAGAUACUACAGGUAUAACAAGGAAAAUAACACAAUUAGAGAGGCGACACCAGGAAUGAGUGAGCACGUGGCACACGCAGCCCUGAGAGUUGGUGUGAUGGGAAGCGGCACUGCGACCGGCCCCAAGGAAGCAGUAGGGAAGCUAAUAGCACUAGUGGUGACGGUGAGGGAGGAUUCGCUGGAAAACUACUACAAUCUGCUUAACACGAGGAAUAAGCUGCAGCUCAUCCACAUAGACAAGGAGGCGACCAAGUUGGACAAGCUGCUAGUCAACAGGCACCUGAAGGUGCACAUACAGUACUACCAAGUGCUGAGCAGUAUGUCCAGCAGUGACACUGCAUACGGAGCAAUGGGCAGUGACACUGUAGACGGAGGCGUAACUGCAGGUGGUAGAGCAAACGCUACUGUACCAACCAAUAACAAGGCAAACGCUACUGUACAAAGCAGUGGUAAGGCAAUCAGUGGCUCACAGGGAAGUGGUAAGGCGAACCCUACUGUACCAAGCAGUGGUAAGGCGAACGCCGGAGCAAAUGGGAGUGGUAAAGCGAACGCCGGAGCAAAUGGGAGUGGUAAAGCGAACGCCGGAGCAAAUGGGAGUGGUAAAGCAGACACCACAAUGGUGGACCUGGAGGAGGACAACAUGAUCGUGACGCAGGACUACGUGGUGCUCCUGCACUCGAGUGACCUGGAAAACAUACUGUCGUACUACAAGCUGGACACAUUCGAGAGUGUGCUGUCGAUCAAGUUCGGGCAAAUCUACGAAAGGGAGCUCAUACUCGUGGGCACUAACACGAACCUGGGUGAGUACGUCGAGUCGAAGGGAGACGUGCUCAUACUAGACUUCCUGCACUUCGACCCGCUCACGCUGCACCACGCAACCAUCGGCGGAAGCAGGAGAGGCCACAGCAGUCGCGUCGGCAGUGGCCGCAACGCGUUGGACGGAGAGGAGGCGCUGAGGCAGAGUCGCAAGGCGCCCCUGAGGAAAAUGGCGCUGCACUACAAGAAGAGCUUCCUGUACCCGAUAACGUACGUAUCCACGCUCGAGUCGGAGAUGACGGUCCCCUUCAGCCCAGAGUACUUCACGAGUGCGGACGAAGACUGCGGCGGUGUCAGUGGCAGCGGAGGAGGGAUGAAGGAUGGCGACGGCGAGGGAGACGGGGGUGCGCUGGGCCCCGGCGGCCGGGAAAACGCAAACCUGGGCCAGGACAGCGCCACGGCGCGCAGCACCGCCAGCAACAGGCUCAAGGACGAGCAGUGGCUCCGAAAUCAGUUCACGGACGAGACGAACCACAUCGUCCACUCGGUUGGCAGCAACAUUUACAUCCACGAGAUGAAGGAUGUCUACAGCAACCAGAUGAUAGUGCGCGGAGCCUUCAACGACCUGUUCACGUCAAUUUCGGCGAUAUCGGUCUUCAACAAGUUUCUGCUGAUAGGAGACGUGCUGAAGGGGCUCUCCUUUUUCAUGUACAUCUACGACAGUAGCAACGAUAGCAAAAACAUAAUCAGAAUAGCAUCCACUAAUCCGAAGAUCAACUUGCCAAUAUUGUCAUGCUCACCACUGAUAAACAGAAAUACACUGACUCUGCUGGCAUCCGACGAUAACGGAAACCUGUUGCAGUUUGUGCCCUCAAACAACAUUAACACGGAUAAGGACAAACUGAUAAUAAUUGGAGGAGUCAAGUUUAACAACAACAUUGCGCAGAUGUUAAAGUACCAGGACGACGUGGAGUACUCAAUUAUGGCAGUGGGCUCGUGCGGAAGCCUUUACAAGGUUUCCAUGUCAAGCGAGGACAGGUUCGACUUUGUCAAGAAGUUUGAAAACGCGUACGAAAGCUGCAGGAAAAACCGCCUGAACAUCAAGCACUCCUGUCGCAGCAACCUGAACCUGACGAAACAGAUGGUCAACUUGCAGGAGUCGAUACCGACUGCGAGUCAGUCGGUGGUAUCGUUGGAUCUGCUGAGGGACUUUUACCACGAAAACGCCGAGUUUUACAGAAACUUAAUGGCAAAGUUGAACCUGAAUCCAUAUUCACUCUGCACAUUGGCUAGGCUUGGAGAGGUGGAAGUAUGGACAAAGAGAUAUCAUAGCGCUAAUGAGCCUAAAUUCGUAUCGUCUGAUUCUUUCAAUAGCCUUAAUAUAAGUGAUAACCAAAGGCCCUCAUAUUAUAAAAAGUAUACCAACUCAGUUGGAAGCGUCAUAUUGAACAUACUGCAAAGGGGUCAUUUAUCGAAAUCGGCCAGAGUUUCAAAGGAAGCCAAUAAGACCCGGAAGCCUGUACCAUAG